Molecule: messenger RNA, 7018 nt
Organism: Cinara cedri
Lineage: Eukaryota; Metazoa; Arthropoda; Insecta; Hemiptera; Aphididae
Source: the annotation of a GenBank genome assembly
GAAAAUGUUUUCUAGUCUCUCGUUCAAAGAACGGCAACAUAUUUUAAACGAAUUCCCAGAAUUGUCGCCGAAUCUGAUCAAACGUUACGAAAAGACAUUCUCGAGGUGAGUAAUAUAAUUUGUUUUUGUGUUAGCCGUACACCCGUAAUACAUAACACGUGAUAUUUGAAUAAUAAUUUAUGGAGUAAAAAAAAAAAAAAAAAAAACAAUCGUUUAACGGGAAUCAGUCACCUGAGCGCUUUACUAUUUGAUCAAAAUUACGAUCAAAUGAUCGUAGGCGAUUUUCGCAUUAUUAUCGCUAGAUAAGAGUUUUACCCGAAUAGGUAAUUUUCGAUUCCUGUGACCUUCCUGUCGUGGUUUUUCCAUUUUAACCGCCCGCAGUUUUGUCUAAACCGGCGUGGAUUUUUAACCUCUAGGUUUUAGGUUUUCGUUUAGCACAGUUCCUUGGUUUAGGUUUUCGUGCCGAGCGGGUACCCGUUGAUAAUAUGGAACGUAUCGCGUAAACUCAAUGAUGUAGGCGCCUACCCCGUUCUUUAUUAUCGAAUAUAGAAUAUCUAUAAUAUUAUCGAAAACUGAGAACAUUUGAUAAUUUUCAUAUUUGUGUCUUCAAAAUUUAUACUCGGAGUCUCAAACACAGGACAAACGGUUGAUUAUGUUGAAUCAUACUUCAUUGAGUUGUAAAUCUAAAAAAAAAAAUUGUUAUUGAUUAUCAAUCAAUAAUAAUUGUAAUUCUGAUUAAUGAUAAUACUACUCGUAAGCCUUAAUAUUACACGUUUAUAUUGAACAAAAACCGAUAACUCGUGAAAACUUUGAUAGUAUACAGUUGUUUGUCAUAUUCUUUGCACCCGCAGAAUAUCCUCUAAUAUCACUCACUAUCUAUGCACCUAAACCAAGAGUCGGUUUUUUUUUUUUUAUUCUCGAUAAAGUUAAUAAAUAUCAGUGCGUGUUUACGAUAUAGGUAUGACACGGACAACGAUGGAUAUUUAAACGUCGAGGAUCUUAAAGGCAUGAUGAUGGUGCGCGGUGUGCCAUGGACUCAUUCGGCGAUCGUACGGCUCAUCCGGGACGCAGACGAAGACGGCGAUGGAAAAUUGAGUUUCCGUGAGGUAUGUGGUUUUUUUUUUCAUUCGCCUUAAAUUCUAGUUUACUAUAUAAUAUAUUAUUUUUAUCAUUUUAUAUGUAAUAAUAUUAUGGACAAUAGUGUAAUAGGUAACAUUGGUCAUUAAAUUACCGGGCAUAGAUUAAUUGUUCAUUUUUUUUAAAUUGUUAUGCCUACCUAGCGUAAUUUUCUCGUAAAGCCAACAAGUCGUAACUGUCUCCAAGAACCUAUUAAUUUUUUUUUUGAAUUCUGAGUUGAGAGAAGAAGUUCAUGGUUUUACAAAGAUGUUUAUUUUUUUAUUGUUUUUUUUCUACUAACAACUUUACUUCCUACCAAAUAUCUUGCUCCGAUUUUUAAGUGUAGCACCUUUUCUGAAAUCGGAGAGGGAAAAUACUUUAGGGAAGUCAUUUUUCGCUUUUCUCGGGAGUUUUCCCAACAAAUGUGAAAGACCAUGGGAAAACCGGGGGAAAAGUAGGAAUAUCGGGAAAAUCGGUACAACAUAAAACAAAUAUUAUUAAAGAAAAUAUAUCAAGCCUAUGUAAUUAUUUAACUAUAAAAUGACAUACACCUUGUUGACCAAACAUCACUAACAACUAAACUCCGUUCAGAAUCGUUUAUUUCGUAAGCAACGGUUUUUCGUCGCUUGCAGGUAUACAUUAAAUCACCUAUAACAGUGCCUGCAUCCGUCCCCAUUAUCCUAGAACGUUUUUGUAUACACCUACUUUCUAGUAAUAAAAUAAAAAUGAACCAAAAGUUUAUUUAUCUUUCAUUGAUAGAAACCAGAGACCACUACUGAGACUCUAUUAUUUGUCUACUUUUAUCAUAAUUUAAUCAUGAGUUAAUAUCGUUUUAAGAACUCAGAAUAAGAUUAAACAAAUAAUUUAUUCAAAUUAUGUACCUUUUAAUUUCGUCCAGAUACAUUAUUAAUUAUUUACAAAUAUAUUGCAUAAAAAAAAAAAAACUAUGCACCAAUGUUUUGUAUUUUUUUUUUUUUUUACUUAAAUUAUGUAGGUAAAGUAUACGUAAAUACUAAAUACCAAUGACGUAUGAGAAUCUUUAACUAUUAUAAAGCUAGUAAUUUUCCAUUAAACGAAUGCAAUGACGUACCUACGAAUUAGGUUUAUGAUUGUACCUAGUAGGCAAAGUCAACUAUUAACUUAUAGUUAAAAUUUCUCUAAAAAUUUCAAACUGGACUUAUAAUUCCCCAAAUCGAUUUAUACGUUCGAAAUCACUUUAACUUGGCCCCCAGUCAGUGGUGGAUUUAUUUUUAAGUCUAAGGGGGGGGGGGAGUAAAAUUGUAAUGUAUUCAGUGCCGCGAUUGAGGCGCAGAGCUAAGUAAAAGAUAAAGAGCUCGUGCAUCGACAGCAGUAUAUUACACGAGACGGCCAACUCCUAUUAACCUGUGUAAUUUUACAGCAAAUGACCUCUUUGUAGCCUAAAACAAAUGGACAGAUUGUUUGAAAUUCAUAAUGAUACUUUUGAAAAUUUCAAACUGAUCGGAUGAUUACAGCUCGAGUAAUAUGUAAAAGUAUUGGCAUAGUUUUUACUCGAAACUCUAUUAGUUUCAACAAUUCAAAAAUGUAUAUGUUUUACGCGCUGUUACCACUUGUUUGCGACGGUGACCGUUUGCGGAUAAACAAUUUUGUUUAUUUAUUCUAUCGCUAUUACUAUAGGAUCGUUUUCCAGCAACAUUCAUAAGCUAUAUUCAUAACUGUACGCACACAUAAUUUCGUACGCUCGCAAUCGUCUCCGGGCCUGAUUUCCGCCCUCGAUUUCAUCGUCGGGCUCCGUGCAUUGGAAAACGUGACAGCUAUUCCACCGUCACCGGUUUGGCGUCCAGAGACGUAAAAACUAUUCCGCUUUCCUCUUGGUCCUCCGUUUUGGAAACAUGUUCGUCCGGCGUAGAUAAAAUUUCCUACUGUUCCGGAACUUUUUCUUCCGGCUCGGGAACAUUUUCUACCGGUUCUGGAACCUUGUUUUCCGGUUUUUAAACUCGAUGGCCGUUGAACAGGCUCCGCGACAUUUGUGUGGUACACGUUCAUCGUCGCGGGUGCAGUCAAAAACAACAAUCAACAGCAUGAUAUCGAAUGAAUAUUGACGGAUGUAAAACAAUAAUUGCAUUAUAGCGCAAACAAUAGAGAAUGGAACUAAUCAUUUACAACGGCCACAUGAAUGUCAUAAAGUACAGUUCAUAAAAAAACAUUAGAAUACGUAUAUCACAGAAGAAAUAAAUAGGUUUCAUUUUAUAAAAAUAAUGGGUCAUUGUAACACGUCAAACGACCUAUUUUAACAAAUUUUAACGACAUAUAUUAGGUUAGGAGGUUAGAUUAAGACGAUUUUUGUUUUAAUACAUUUCACACAACUUUUGAAUAUUUUUUUUUUUUUACCUACCUAUUGUAAACGGACCGUGCUCAAAUGAUACACUGUCGCUGAUGCGCAAAUGAUGUACGAGUUUUUGGGCCAGGUAAACAAACGAUGCGCAAACGAUAACAGCCGUUUGGCCGACCGAUAAUUUAAUCCUUCGUUUCCGGUUUGAAAUUUCACACUCGAGUGUAGAUGCUGGCCACUGUGGCUAUAAUUCCCUUUCGUCAUUUUUCAUAUGGAUACCUAUAGUACUCCCCUAAUUAUAUUAAUCGAUAUUACAUCACUAUUCACAAAAGAUAACCUUAGGCAAUUUUCCUGAAACGAAAUUUGACUAGGGAGGUACUUCAAAGAGGCCAUAUUUCAAUUUUCUCAAGGUUUAUCUCAACAAAUAUGAAAAAAACGAAAAAAAAACGGAAGAAAAACGAGAAAACGUAGGAAAUACGGGAAAAUCGGUUUAUUAAACAAAUAUUGUUAAAGGAAAUAUAUGGCGCCUAUUUAAUUAUUUUACCGCAAUAUAACAUAUAUUGUUGACAAAGCUUCACUAUUAACUGAACUCCGCUCAGAAUCGUAUUUUUCUUAGCAAUGGUUUAUAACAUUUUUUUCCAGCUCGUAUUUUAUUCACGCCCGCUCGGAUCACCGCGAUUCGACUGUUUCGACGGUUUUCACGUACCCGAUUUGCACAUCGACAAACGUUGUUGUGAUUUAUCGCAGAGCUACUUAUUUGUCGAAUGUUUUUGAAAAACGAACUCCGCAUCAAGUCAAUACUUGCCGAGAUACCGAGAUACAGUGUUUCGCUUUUACGUUUAUCGCUCUGUAUUCCGCGAUACGCCCACGUGACUAAUAUUCUAUAUAGACAAAAAAAAAAAAAACUACCCCCCCGUGAACGCCUCCCGGGGUGACGGGAGAAGACUGCGGGUGUUGACGUCACAAUGUUGUGUGUUGAAGACGAUCCCGGUCGAGAUGCGGGCGAUACGGCGAUAAUAAUAUAAUAUUGUAAAGAAUGUUUUAAACUUUCGGGAUUCCGCGCGAUUCCGUACGCGAUAUACUGUACACCCAUACAACAUUAUAUUACACGAGGACACGGGAGUAAGAAAAUUGUUUUGCAGUUUAACGCGGUGUAAUAAAAUUAAAAUAUUUUAAUCACUUUGUGUAAUAAACGGUUGAGUGCGCAUAUCCGUGAUGAAUGUGCCGCGCAUUCUCUACGUGCCUUUAGUGUCCGGUGUAUACAACGAGCAACAACAACAACAACAACAACAACAACAACAACAAUAAUAAUUAUAAUAAUAAUAUAUAAUUUUAAAAUAGUUCGCAUAGAUGAAUGCAAUCGCAUACGGACACGCCGACAGUAAUAAUAUUAUACCGCGGUAAGUGAAAUUUACCGCCCGACGCUCGGCUGUAUUAUAUACGCUCGUCUCUCUCUCUCUCUCUCUCGCUCUCCAGUAUUUUCGUCGAAAAUCGCGAAACGCGUGUACGCGCGCCGGCGAUAUUCGGUUUAAAUCGUUUUCGUUUUCGCGAUUUUACCGGUAAUUAUGAUAGUAUACAUACAACCGAGACGUGAUCGCCACUGGCCGUUGUCGAAUCGCCAAAACCGUCGACACCUCUCCGAACCCGGUGCGCCGCCGUUCGCACAUCGGAGGAUUUCAUAUUCCCCGGUAGUGGCGGCGCACGCGAUCAUCUCGCAUCAAACUCGAUUAUUUCAUCUGUCCGAACGGGGGCCGGAUUUAAAACGUUUACCGCCACACACGCGGGGUACGCUACGCGGUGUCUGCUUGUUGACCGUUCCGUAUUAAGUUUUUUCGAUAACCGGCGAUCAAAAGUCGAACAAUUCGUUUGGUUUUGUUUUUUUUUCUUUUACAUCUAAAAUUCUAACGUUAUUAAUUUACUACGAAUGAACCGAACAAGAAUAUCGAAAGAGAUUUCAGUUAAGCGAAUAACAGUAAUAACAUCGUAUUUUAUUCAAGAUUUAUUACAUUCAAGUUCAGAAUUGGUAAUAAAAGCAGAAAUACAUUUUCGGAACGCGAAAUGCAAUAAAAUAGAAACGAAUGUUCCCCGUACUGCUGUUACAUCAUUCCCAUAUUGUGAAGCAUUUUUUCCAAUUAUCAAAUUAUCGGCUAUGCUCCCGGUAGCAACUGUUGAAAAGUCAUUAUCUAACUUAAGGAGAUUAUUAAAAAAUUGCAUGCGCACAACUAUAACUGAGUCUAGGCUGAACGGCUUAGCUCUAUUAAAUGUUCAUACAGACGCACAUAGAUAUUGACUUAGUCGUAAGUGAAUUUCCUAGAGAAGUAAUGGAGAAUGCAUUUAGAGGGCUGGAAAAUCUAAAUUAUAAAUGUAAACUAUUCAAAUUUUAAAAUGUAUACAUUGUAUUAUGUACCUACACACUACAUGUUAAAAAUAAUAAUGAAUUUAUCAUUUAAUCGUUUGAUACAGUUAUAUAUCUUAAUAAUUAUAUGUCGAACUGUUUAUGUAAUACAUCCAAAACAAAUGCGCAUUGCAAGACUGAUUUUCCUAGUCAAAUUUUAGGCUUCAAAUUAUAAUUUUUUUUUUUUCCAUAGUAACUAAUAAGUACCUUACGAUUAUUAUACGCAAACUAUUAUACCCACCAUCAAAAAAAAAAAACCAAAAUUCGCCCCUGUGUCCGAUGAUAUGCAUAAUAUUAUACAUACAUACACACAUACAUGCAUACAUACAUACAUACAUACAUACAUACAUAGCUUUUUGGUUAAAUUUUGCAUAUAUUCAAAUUCUGAUUUUUAGAAUUCUUAAAUGUAGUUAAAGCCGAUGAGCGUCCUAAGUGAAUCACCCUGUAUAAAUAUGUAAAUAUAUUAUAUACAGGUCCUUCACCUGGGAUUAACUGUUGCUGCGAUAUCGACGUAAUUAAAUUCAGUGGCGUCCCAAACUUUAAAUGACAUGAGAAGAGAUAUAUCGUUUUUUUAUCGCCCCCAUCCAGUAAUUUGUAUACUUUGCCUGUAGCAAUAUAGCCGUUAUAUUGUUAUGCUUAACAAUGUGUCCCUCCUAAGCAAACAGAUUUCACGAGACACCACCCGCCCACACUAUAAAAUUCAGAAUCAUCGGCCGUUUCUGGAAACAACGGUUCGCCACGCCUGCGCUGUAAUUACAUUCGGACGGAGACUUUAGAAUACGACCGUGGUAUAACACAGAGCGAUUCGCGAAGUAAUCAUAACGGAAUACAAAAAUAGUGUUUACUUUUAAAAAAACGUUGGUUUUACAAAAAAAUUGUAUCACCUAAAUUUAACAAUAAUAAUUGACUGUUAUUUUUAACCACAAUUUGUGGAAUAUUAAUACUAGUAUUAACAUUUUUUUCUUUUUCUUUUUUUCGCAGUUUCUGAUUACACAGCGCAAAAAUGUGGAAUGGGCUCGUCGAGUGUUGUGCGCCCUGCCCGAGAUCGACGUGGGCCGCGUAGGCGUCAAAGGAGCCAAAAAAUAUUUUGAAGCCAAACAACCGUUGCCAGUAGCGGCUCAUCACAAACACAUGACACAUUGAUAAUAAUAUUUUAAGCACGGUUUUUUUUUUAUUUUUUUUAUUUACAUACAUAC